Acanthochromis polyacanthus (spiny chromis) is the source of this 22554-nucleotide messenger RNA. RefSeq names its product small fragment nuclease (gene rexo2). The transcript has 8 exons. Gene Ontology annotation, molecular function: nucleic acid binding; 3'-5'-RNA exonuclease activity. Gene Ontology annotation, cellular component: mitochondrion. Bases 22 to 879 code for a protein of 285 amino acids. Lineage: Eukaryota; Metazoa; Chordata; Actinopteri; Pomacentridae. The record is from RefSeq and is a predicted model, not a curated record.
CGUCCAUGGUCCACAGGGCCGAUGGGAUCGAGGAUUUUUACGACACAUCGAAACGGAAGUCAGCUCAUCAUGUUAUACAUGCGGAGCUCGGCCCCGACGUUGGCUGCCUUUGGCUUUCUGUGUAAGGGGAGACGGGCUGUGGUUGCAGUAAGUCAUCCACACUGCAAUAACUGCAGUAGUGUUCAGCAGCAAAAGGUUAGCCGUUUAAUACACCAGUUUACUGCCACGAUGACCGACCCCGACAUUGCUUCCAGAUCCAGAGGAGUCUGCAUGUCGUCCAGCGCCAUGUCUCAGAGGAUGGUGUGGGUGGACCUGGAGAUGACAGGUCUUGACAUUGAGAAGGACCACAUCAUUGAAAUGGCGUGCAUCAUCACAGACUCUGACCUGAACAUUUUGGCUGAGGGACCCAACUUGAUAAUUAACCAGCCAGAUGAACUACUGGAAGGUAUGUCAGAAUGGUGUAAAGAGCAUCAUGGAAAGUCGGGACUGACCCAGGCAGUACGGGAUAGUAAAAUCACCCUAGAACAAGCGGAGUAUGAGUUCCUGUCCUUCAUCAGACAGCACACUCCACCUGGACAGUGUCCUCUUGCUGGUAACUCCGUGCAUGCAGACAAGAGGUUCCUGGACAAGUACAUGCCACAGUUCAUGUACCACCUUCACUACAGAAUCAUUGAUGUCAGCACCAUCAAGGAGCUCAGCAGACGGUGGUUUCCAGAGGAAUUCAAGAUGGUGCCGCACAAGAAAGCAACUCACAGAGCCUUGGAUGACAUCCAGGAGAGCAUUAUAGAGCUGCAGUACUACAGAGCCAGCAUCUUUAAAGGGUCAGCAGAAGAGAAGAAGCGAAAAAUUGUUGAAAAUGGAGGCCGCACCAGAUGUUAGGACACAAGUGAGACUUUUGAGUCUUCACUGUUGCAUUUUUUUGAAGAAAACAUUCUCUUCAAUUAUUUUAGUUUUGGUUCAUAGUUAACAGCCUAACAAUCCAGUGUUUGAAUAUGAUUAAUGUAGAGGCUCCAUCAAAGGGAACAAGAUUCUAGCAACAGUUAAAGGAAAGAUACUUUCCCAAGUUUCAAGGAGGAACAUUUGGAGGUGACCUGUGGUAUUUAUGUUUUGUUUUUAUUUAGAUGGAGAUAUUGAUUUUCAUUUUUUCUUGUUCAAAUGAAACAAAAUAAAUUCAGUGAUCUCUGACAAAACAAUUUCGUCCAUGUCAUUAUUUUUGUGUAGUGCAUUGAUAUCUGAAAAAUUCUUAAAUUACACAAAUAUUUUGCUAAAUUUAUUUAUUUUUGAUUGUGGUGUUUAUGGACACUAUUGGCCCGUAGUCCAAUAAAACAUUGGAAAAGCUCAUUUUUCUUUUCUUCUCAAAUACAUAUUAAUGCAGAAGAACAACACUAAUGCUUUUCACAGAAACAACAGAUGCAUUAUCUUCCAUUUUUACAAUUGCAUUAACUUCUGUGUUGUACUUCAGCCUCUUGGUCAGUGACCAAUUGUCUCUCAGCAGCGGUUGAUAACUUGCAUUUUUUUAUUCCUGAUUGUUGCUGACAACUGUACCGUGCACCUGUACACUAAAAAAUAUGUUUUGUUGAAUUUGCUCAAUUUUAUUAUGUCAAGUGGUUGCAUGAAAUAAACUGAUUUAAAUUCAAAUAAAAAAAUUAAACUAAUAUUUUUUCAGUAAAAUUAAAUAGAUUUGGUUAAGUAUUUUUUCAACCACUAUGAGCAAAUUCAAGUCAUAUUUCAUUAGUAAUUUCAAUUAAGCCCAUUUUAAAUGCACUUGAGUAAAUAAUGCUUGCUUUCAAUGAGCUCAUUCAUCCAUCCAUCCAGUCUCUAUUGUUCGCCAGUCUAGCCUUCUUUAACCCUUACCUCAGGUUAAAUCUGGUCCAGCUCUCCGUUUAAAGGGUUAGAUUCUAUCUGCCUAUUAGUAUUCCACCUAACAGGUUUCAGCAGAAUAAUUAAGCUGGAGUCGAGAGACACUCGCCCAGGUUCUGACUGCCUUGCAUCCGAACGUCUCACCCCUCUUAUCUGAUAAAUGCUAUCCCACUAAGCAGCCUUUUGAAGUAGUAGAAUCGAUUUAUCAAUCACGUUCGUUAUCGGUCAGCUUCUCUCUAAGGACUUGCAUGCACUUGGUGCUAUUCCUGGGUUCAUUUUAGAGGUUUGGAAGGGACUAACCUCAGGGGUAAUGUUUAAACACUCUCACUUUGGACUAAGUAACCUUUAAGAACCAUUGGAUUGAAUGCACACAAUCAACUUAACUUUUUACCACUAUGCAGAAUCAGUGGUUUAUAAUAAUUUCAUUAGGCUUCUCUUUAAAUGCAGUAAAGCGUUUUAUUAAGCAAAUUUAGCAAGGGCACAGCAUCAAUUCAUGAUUAAACAAUUAAUUAUUUCUGAUUAAAAAUUAUACUAAAGUAACUAAAUUGAGCGUACCUGACAAUCUUCUCUAAUUAUUAAAUUUAGGAGAGAGAGCGAACAGCGUGGCCACUACCGUAUCACUCGGUCUUGACUUGUGUCUGGGAGGAGUCCUCAGUUGUCCAGAGGACUCAGUACGAUGUCUUCUUGGCGGACAAAAGGAUCUUAUCCCUCGGCAGGGGGAGUGGAGGAGUCCUGUAAGCCAAUCGUGGUCUGGCAGUUAUCUCUGGAAUCGGCCGGAACGUUAGUGCUUACGCCCCAGCUGUCUUCUCUGUAGUAUGGUGGUGAUGGAAAACCCUCGUCUGUUCAGGCUGUGGUGGGUCACUGGAUCUCCCAGCCCCGGGGAGGGGAACAGCCCAGUGCUGUUGCCUCCUUUGCCUCUUCGGGGGUAGUCGGUUCUUCCCUCUAUUGGUCUCUUCUGGAUAACUGCAGAACCUCUUAGGACUCUCCGUUUGGCAGAGUGUGGUCUUCACUUGUUGAACAAAGUCAGAAAAAGACUUUGCUUCCAACGAUGUCCUCAGCGAUCUCUGGAGCCUAAGUCCCGCGUUGUCUUCCCGUCUCUAGGGCAAUAGAGGAAGGUGAAGAUUCUUCAGAACUCCGACCAAGUUCCCUUUGCAGCUCUUCUGGCAGCUCCGGCGAACAUCUCCCGUUCUGUGCUUGUGGCUCUGCCUUUUUAUCUCUCUCUCCUUACACACAAAACUGGCUAGGUACGCCGUCUAACUUAGGCAAUCAACUUGUUGUCACAUACAGCAGUAAUACACAAGUCAUGUUGUUACAGCAAAUACACAGUGUCCACAUUCUGUUUAACACGCACACAUUUCAACAGAUCCUUCUGGGUUUUCCCUAACUUCCCCUUUUUCUGAGGAGGUUGCUGUGUCGUCACUGUGGCUGCCGAGUCAUGGUGAUUGUUGUUCUCUGCACUUCUGCUUUUGUAAGGCUUACACACACAGAGCCUGUCAGGCCUGCACACACACAUACAGAACCUAAACAAGGAUUACUUUACACAGAAUCACUUCUUAAAUCAUUCUUCUUGAUCUUAAACAUAAUAAAUCAUCUGUAUCAUCACUUUAAUCAAAUCAAAUCAACAUUCUAGAAAAUAUACUGUUCAGCAAGCAUAAUUAUGUGGUUAACUUAUAAUGUUUCUUUAUUUGUCUGCUUCAAAACCUUUGUUACCUUAGGGCCAUAAUGAGCCUGAGUCCUUUCUGAGACCUCAACAUCUGCAUCUUACUUGACACUAUACACCGCUUUAUCCUCACUAGGGUCGCAGGGGGUGCUGGAGCCUAGCCCAGCUGACUCGGGCAAAGGCAGGGGACGCCCUGGACAGGUCGCCAGUCUGUCGCAGGGCUACAUAUACAGACAAACAAUCACACUCAUAUUCACACCUACGGACAAUUUAGAGUCAUCAAUUAACCUCAGCAUAUUUUGGACUGUGGGAGGAAGCCGGAGUGCCUGGAGAAAACCCACGCAUGCACAGGGAGAACAUGCAAAUUCCAUGCAGAAAGAUCCCGGGCUCAGGCUGGGACUCGAACCAGGGAUCUUCUUGCUGCAAGGCGAAAGUGCUAACCACUAUUGCUCUGUGCAGCCCUGAGUUAAUUCAAAUCAAUUAAAUUGCUUAAUUACUGAAAAAAUAAAACUUCACAUUCUGUUAAAAUAAGUUCUGGCACAUAUUUAAGUGCAAUCUUUAAACUAAUAAUAUGAAAAUAAAGUGCUCCUGAUCUGAGACCAGAUUUGUUUGGUCCCAGAAGUCACAGUAAUGUAACUAUGGUUAUCCUAGAAUGGCUCACAGGAAGGAAAACAAAAAGCACAGCUCUUCUGGCUCUGAUACAAUACACUGCAAAGACUUCCACUAAAUAAAAAGCUGAACAAAAUUAAAUACUAUGCAUGCAAACAAAUACCGUGACUAGGGGAAUAUUGGAGUGUUGGCCUGGAGCAGGAGAACAAACAACAGGACUGGCGAUCCUUUGUUGCUGCCCCGUCAGGUAGAACGGGAAGGCUACAAGUAAAUUUAGCAUGUUGCACUUAAGUCUGUACAAAUACUCUCUUUUGGGUAGGCCAGGUUCAGUGCAUAGAUUACUCCAAGCAUCACUGUGCAAGCUUGGACUGCAGAUCCAAUGUUGUCCAGGAUUAUCAGCCCCUCAACAAAAAUUCCAAUGUCAUCAUAUUGUCCACUCUCUCCACCCUCCUUUUGAUCACAUAAAUGCCCAUAGUGGCCACUUGCAUGUCUCUCUGGAUGCCAUUUCCCUCAGUGUCCAGUAUAUUGAAACGGUGAAUAAGAAAAAGAAAAACACUUGAAUGUCCUAAAAAUCAUAUUCAGUGACUUUGGUUUGGAACGUGUGUCGUUCAGAUCACAUGUUUUGUCUUUUUUUUUUCUUUGGAGUGUGUGUAGUUCCAAACAUAGGUAUGCACAACACAAGAAACAGCAGUGUAGCUGGACACUUGUGGAGGUGUGUGUUGCGGACAUGGUGAGCAGAGAAGACAGAGAGGAUGUGCAUGUGGUAUUGUGUCGGUCUGCUGUGUGGGAGCACCUUGAAUUUAGGGUGACUCAGUUAAUACACUCUUGAUCCCAUACCCCAAACCUGAGAAGCUAGUUCUGGUUUUAUUUUUAUGUAUGCAUGCCUUUAGAAGUGUAUGAAUAAAAUGCAGUGUUUCAAAUAGGAUCAACAGUUUCCUUGUUCAAAUUUUAUAGAAAAAGUCACUGAAUCUUUUCAGAACUGCACAUUAACAAAGUAGUCAAUGUUCACUUACAGAGAUAAGACACCAUAAGAAACAUUCUCACUUCUCAACUUUUAUAUAUUGCACUGCCACAGCAGUGUAUCAUUUUACACACAAGAACCUUCUGUCAGACAUGACAGAGACCAGUGGCUUGUCAUUGUAAAGGACAUGUAUUCUAGAAGUUUAAACGUAGUUACAAACAGCACUGACAAAAAAAGUGAUUACAAUGACUUAUGCACUCGUAGAUGUGAUGUCUCUCAUUAUCAGACAAAGAGACAAAGUGCCUUGAGGACUGCUGCCCUUUUCAGAUGAACAUCACUUGUAGCCUGUGUAAAGAGAUUCCAUUGAGUGACAUUGACAAUAUUUUUAAAUCCUUAAAUAGCAACAAUAAAUGAAUUAACAACCCUCUGGUAAAGUAAAACAGUAUACAAUGACUCCUAAUAGGGAUGGAAAGGUUUAUGAAAAAUAUCCAAAUCAUUCGGUUCACCUGACUUUGGUUUGGAACAUGUGUCGUUCAGAUCACAUGUUUUGUCUUUUUUUUUUUCUUUGGAGCGUGUGUAGUUCCAAACAUAAGUAUGCACAACACAAGAAACAGCAGUGUAGCUGGACACUUGUGGAGGUGUGUGUUGCGGACAUGGCGAGCAGAGAAGACAGAGAGGAUGUGCAUGUGGUAUUGUGUCGGUCUGCUGUGUGGGAGCACCUUGAAUUUAGGGUGACCUAUGAUCAUGGUACCAUAAAUGCAUCUGCCGCAUAUUUUAAGUCAUGGUCCUGAAUAAAGUUUCUGAGAGCAAUUAUCACUGUUCAUAGCUGCUAAAGGUGGACAAUGGCAUCUGUAACUGGGUCUACAACUUUUUUUUAACUUUUUAUUUUGCCAUUUUCCAAACAGUUACAUUAACACAAACUAAACAUAAAAACAAAAACUAUAACAUACUGGGGGAGAUUUUCCAUGUUCAUAGACAUUUUCUCUUUCUUCUUCUUCUUUUUAACAUAGUACGUCGUUACUGGGAUUUUGCCAUGAAUGCAGUCCAUUUCUGCCACUUUAAUUCCAAGUCAAAAAAUUCAAUUUUUCCAUGGUGUAUAUUUCUUCAACAAUGUCCAGCCAUUGGUGAGGUUUAGGAGGGUCACUUUUCAGCCAGUUUCUUGUCAAGGCCUUUUUGAUAGCAAUGGUUAGGAUUUUAAAGAAGUAAAAGUAUCUUUCUUUUCAAGUGUUUCUCCAGAUAUACAAUUCAUGGGUCUCGGGGUAGUUUUAUGUUAAAGAUUUCCUCCAUUAUUUGUAUGACGUUGUUUGUUAGAGUUGAAUUUGUAAAUACAUUUAUCAUAAUCGAGCCUUAGAGCAUUAACUGUGUGUGCAUAGUAUUUUACAUGACUAUUUUUAUAGAAUACCACUCACUCAUUUCUAUCUGCACAUAUCUCUCCCUCUCUCUCUCUCCCUAGUCUCCAUAUCCCAGUAUAUUUCCACUCUUUCAGCUUAGCACACCCCCUUGUGUAACUUGACCUAUUUCUUAUCUUAUGCCAUGUCUUCAUUUCUGCUCAUGUAUAAAAUAAACCUUGUAUGGGAGCAGUCUUUGUAGCUCACACUAAUGUGUCUUGUUACACUGUGCUGUGUUACCCUUGCAAGUAAAAUUACAGUCUCCGUGUUUUUCUGAUUUGGUGAAUAUCUUCUUAUGUUAUGUGGGAGCUCUCAGCGGAGCUUCUCUCUGACAUAUAACUUGGUCCUUCGAGCCGGAUCCGAGGAUUCCUUCCCGACGUCGAGGAGAGCCGACAUCGAAGUCUGUCGACAGCGAUCGUCGCCAAGCAGCGAGAUCUGAAAAUCCUGGGACGUGAAUUCGUGGCCAGGUCGGUGAAAAGAAAAGCGGUCCCUCGGCGCUUGGUGUGAAUCCAAGGAUCCGUUCCAGGAAGUGACACCGAUCAGAACCACGGACAGAAGCUCCAGCCUGGAGACUGGGUCCUGAUUAGAGUCCUGAGGAGAAAGAAUUGGAAGUCGCCUCGGUGGGAAGGGCCGUAUCAAAUACUGCUGACGACGCCCACGGCAGUAAAAAUUGCUGAACGGCCUUCGUGAAUCCACCAAUCGCACUGUAAGCUGAUACAACUGGAAGCAGAGCCAGAUCAACCGACGGGGUAGCGGUGGAAGUCCGAUACAAAGGGGUCAGUAGCACAAUAGGGUGCUGACGUCUCAACCCGGUGAAGAACCCAACUGAUCCGCGCCCAACUCUGGAAUGGCUCUCUGGCGACUUCUGCUAGUCUGGCUCCUCUUCGUCUCUCUCUCCUCUACAGGAACUCACAGGACUAAAAGAACCCAUGAACACUCCAUGGCAGCGACUUGGGAACAGAACCUCUGGUAUAAAGCUAUGAAUUUUACAGCAUGACAGAAUAAAGUCACUAACGCACUAAUUAACAUAACUGAUCAGCUAGUAAACGAUCCUGAACUUGAGGCUAUCAAGCAAAUGACACUCCAGAACAGAAUAGCUUUAGACCUUCUUUUAGCAGCACAAGGAGGAGUUUGUGAAGUUGUUAAUGACCAUUGUUGUACAUACAUCCCUGACCACAAAGGCAAUUACACCCUAAUCAGACAGAAAUUGGAUGAGAUUAAAAUAGACAUUUUAAGCAACCAAGACAAAGGUAUUCUUUCAGGCUGGGAUUUUACCUCUUGGUUUACAUCUGGUGGUAUUUUUCAGACUAUUAAGAGAUUUGUAAUUAUAAAUGUAUGCAUUUUGUAUUUUUGCUAUCUGCAUUUUACCAUGUUUGAGAUCCAUGAUUUCUAAAAUGAUAACCACUUCUGUUGUUGCUUAUGCUGCACUCAAAAUGGAAGAACCACGAUAUGACUAAUGAUGAGAAUGAUGAUGUUGAAGUGUAGUUUAAUGACGUGACAGCAGAAAAUGUUUUACAAGAUGUUGUUAACUGAUCUUUACACUUUUUGAUCAUGAUAAACAGGAGGGAAUGUUAGAGUUGAAUUUGUAAAUACAUUUAUCAUAAUCGAGCCUUAGAGCAUUAACUGUGUGUUGUCGGUCAGUAUAGCCUUCUUUAACCCUUGCCUCAGGUUAAAUCAGGACCAGCUCUCCGUUUAAAGGGUUAGAUUCUAUCUGCCUAUUAGUAUUCCACCUAACAGGUUUCAGCAGAAUAAUUAAGCUGGUGUCGAGGAAUACUCGCCUAGGUCCUAACUGUCUUCUUCCAAACGUCUUACCCCUCUUACUCCAAUAAAUACUCUCUUACUAAGCAGCCCACCUAAGUAGUAGAAUUGAUUUAUUGACCACGUUUGUUAACGACAGCUUUCCUCUUAAAACUGUGGCACUUGUUGAUAUUCCUGGGUUCGUUUUAGAGGUUUGGAUAACUAACCUCAGGGGUAAUGUUUAAAUAACUAGUUGGAUUAAAGUAACCUUUAAGAACCAUUAGAUUUAAUGCACACAAUCAUCUUAACUUUUUACCACUAUGCAGAAUAGGUGAAUCAUAAUCAUUUCAUUAGACUUCUCUUUAAAUGCAAUAUAGUGUUUUAUUAAGCAAUUAUUAGCAGGGGCACAGCAUUAAUUCAUGAUUAAACAAUUUAAUUAUUUCCGAUUAUUUCUAACUUAACUAAAUUAAACUAAGCUGAGCGUACCUAAGAAUCUUCUCUAAUUAGUAAAUUUAGGAGAGAGAGCGGACAGCGUGGCCAAGCUGCCACGCCCCGUCUUGACCUGCAUCUAGUUGAACUCCUCCGUGGACCAGCAGACUCGGUACGAAGUCUUCUUUGUGGGCAGAGGGUGUUCUUCAUAGGCAGGGGGAGUGGAGAGGUCCCGAAAGCCAAUCGUUGGUCUGGCAGUUAUCUUUAGUAGCAGCUGGAACACAAGUGCGGGCGUCUCAGCUGUCUUCUCAGUCGGAUGGUGGUGGUGGAAAGCCCCCGUCUCAUCAGGCUGUGGUGGGUCACUGGGUCCUCCAGCCCCUGGAGUGGAGCAGCCCUCUGCUGCUGCCUCCUGUGCCUCUCUGGAUGCCAUGGGUGCUUGCCUCUCUUCAUCUGUUUGGACAACUGCAGACCUCUCAGGACUCUCCUUUCAGCAGAGUGUGGUCCUCGCUUGUUGAACAAAGUCAGAAAAAGACUUGGCCUCCAACGAUGUUCUCAGCGAACUCUGGAGCCUAAGUCCCGCGUUGCCUUCACGUCUCUUGGGCAAAAAGGUCCGGUGAAGAUUCUUCAGAACUCUGGCGAUGCUCCCCGGCAGCUCCGGCGAGCAGCAUCUCUUGCAGCUCCGGCGAGCAGCAUCUCUCCCCUCCGGGGGAGAACUCCGAAUUCAGUGUCUGUGUCUCUGGGUUUUAUACCCUAGCUCGACUUCAGCUUAGCACAUACACAUUUUCACACACAAUUCUAACUAGUAGGUAUGCCCAAUUAAGUAAUUCAUAGGUUUAAGACACAACCUUCUUCCUAUUACACAUCAUGUUUUUCCAGCAAGUACACAGCAUCCAUCUUCCGUUGUUAACACACACACACAUUGCUUGAGACAUGUUGCCAAGACCAUAUUUGGCCACAGAACUUCCUCAAUGUCCUCCUUUCUGCAGUGUCAUGGUGACUUCUGCUUUUUGCCCUGCACACAGCUCAGAACAGCACAGAUUACUUCAAGUCAAAACUCACUUAGUUACACUGAAUCACUUCUUUAAAUCAUUUUUCUUAGCAUGAUCAAAUAACUUAUUUUAAAUCAUUCUCUUCUAUAGCAAUCAUCAUUUCCAGAAUAUAUAUCAGCCUAUUAAAAUCAUUCUUGCAUCAAGCAUAAGCAUAAUCAUGUGGUUAACUUAUAUAGUUUCUCAUUUUAACUUUUCAUUGGUUUGCUUAAAGCUUUUAUUUAGGUGGUGGUUGCUCCUGGGAUCUCAAAUAACUAGGCCCCACUUGACAGUGUGCAUAGUAUUUUACAUGACUAUUUUUAUAGAAUACCACUCACUCACUUCUAUCUGCACAUAUCUCUCCCUCUCUCUCUCUCCCUAGUCUCCAUAUAUUUCCACUCUUUCAGCUUAGCACACCCCCUUGUGUAACUCGACCUAUUUCUUAUCUUAUGCCAUGUCUUCAUUUCUGCUCAUGUAUAAAUGAAACCUUGUAUGGGAGCAGUCUUUGUAGCUCGCACUAAUGUGUCUUGUUACACUGUGCUGUGUUACCCUUGCAAGUAAAAUUACAGUCUCCGUGUUUUUCUGAUUUGGUGAAUAUCUAUAUGUUAUGUGGGAGCUCUCAGCGGAGCUUCUCUCUGACAUUGUUCCAGAAUGGUUGUAUCUUAAUACAUAACCAAAAUAUGUGGGAGUGAUUGGUGUCAGCAUGUCCACACAUUCUCCAACAACUCUGUUGUAAUUUUAAUUGUUUAGUAGGACCAAAUUAGUAAUUUACUGUCUCCUUCUAUUUUGUUGUUUUUUAAAAAAAAAAAUCUCAAACCAUAUUUUUAAAGUGUUUCUCAAUAUAAUACUAUCUUUCUUAUGAGCUUUAUAGUCUUUCCACCCUAAUUUUGCAGGAGAUGACACUUUAUCUAGAUUGAAUUUGAUAGAGUUCCACCUUGCUUGAUAGUCAGGAGAACACCAGUAAACAAUGUAUCGCAGUUGAGCCACAUAGUAAUAUUGUUUUAAGUCAGGCAGGGCGAGGCCUCGUCGUUCUUUAUCUAACUGGAGUGUUAUGAGCUUUAUCCUUGGUUUUGCACCUGCCCAAAUAAAUCUAGAUAUUGAUUUAUUCCAUGAAGAGAACUGGGAUUCUGGGAUUGUUAUAGGGAGUGAGAGGAAGACAUAUACGUAAUAACCUGGGCAGAACGUUCAUUUUUAUCGCCUCUAUCCUAGAGCUGAAGUCCAAGAUUAAUGUUGCCCAGCAUGUUAAGUCUUUCUGAAUUUUAUCACUCAAAUUACGAUAGAAUCGUAUAAAUUAGUUAAGUGCUGUGUAAUUAUUACUCCUAGAUAUUUUAUUGAUUUUGAGUCCCACUUCAGUUUACAGCUACUCUUAAUUUUACUGUUUGGUGUAUAAUUUAAGCAGAGAGCCUGUGUUUUUUUUAAUGUUCGCUUUAUAUCCGGACAUCCUACCAAAGUUUUCUAAAGUGUUCAAGAGUUUGGGGAUUGUUAUAUUUGGGUGUUUUAAUAGGUGAUAAUAUAAUCAGCAAAGAGACUUAUUUUAUGAUAUUCUGUUGCUACGUUAAUACAUUCCAGUUCCGUAUUUUGUCCAAUAUCCUGAGCUAAUGGUUCAAUAAACAAGGUGAAGAGGGAGGGGCUGAGGCAACAUCCCUGUCUUGUACCUCUGUUGAGGUUAAAGGAGCCCGUAAGAGAGCCAUUGAUCCUAAGUCUGGCUGUAGGGUUACUUUAAAGAGCUUUAAUACAACUGAUUAAUUGUUUGUUGAAGCCAAAUCUUUCCAGUACCUUAUAGAGAAAGGGCCAGCUAACUAUAUCAAAUGCCUUUUCAGUGUCGAGACUUAUUAAGGCUGCACUGAGUUCCUUUAGUUGAUCUGUCAGCCUUAUGUCUUUAGCUGUUUGUUUUUGUUUCUGUUUCUCCAACUUUUUCAAUUCUUCCUGUAAUUUUUCAUAUUUUAACCUCUUCAUUUUUUUCAUGUAAGCGGUCUGUGAAAUCAAAUUCCCUCUCAUAAUUGCUUUAACAGUAUCCCAUACUCUUGUUGGUGCUACUUCACUGCAAUAGUUAUUUUCAAUACAUUCCCUAAUUUCUGCUUUUAUUUCGUUCACUGUUGUUAUAUUGUUCAGAAUCCCAAUAUUCAUUCUCCACAGUGUAUUUUUCCAUUUGUCAUUUAGGUGUAUAGUUAAGUCUGAGACAUCUGAAGUUCCUAUUGAGCAUUCUUUCACCCUAUGCCUCUCUAAUAUGCUCAUCAAAAAGAAGUCUAUUCUUGGCUGAAUCUGAUGUGUGGCCUAAAAAUGAGUAAAAUCUUUCUCAAAAGGGUGCAGAUUCCUCCAGACAUCAAACAUACCAGAUUCUUUGAUUAAGAUAUUGAGCUCAUUAGACAUGUGCACUUUAUGUUGUUUUUUUACUUGUGUCAUAGGAAUAAUUCAGGACUGUAUUCCAGUUGCCAGCACAGACUAAUAUACCUUCACUGAAAGUCACAAUUUUGUCAAAGAGCUGAAUAUAGAAUUUCUUAUCACUUUCCGGAAGGGCAUAGGAUCAGCAGGCAAAUGUGACUAACACAUUAUUAAGUUUUCCUUUAACUAGAAUGUAUCUACCAUCCUUGUCCCCUUCUUCCUUAAUUAAGUCAAAAUUUAAAGAAUUAGGCACCAUAAUGGCCACUCCUCUUUUUCUACUUUUUUUACAGGAACUGUAGAAUGAGUGCAAGUAUCCAAACCUUCUCAUCUUAUUAUGUUCUUCAUUGGACAGAUGGGUUUCCUGAAGCAUCAAAACCUGUGAUUUAUCUUUUUUAACUUGGCCAACACUCUGCUUCUUUUAAUUGGAUUUCUCAAGCCAUUUACGUUUAAUGAUACAACCUUUAAGUUAUCUCACCUUGACAUAUGCUUCACAAGAAACAUUCAUCUCCCCCAGAAAAGAACACAAAACAAUAACAAGAACUAUGUUGAAAACAAGAACAUAAGAGAACUCUGACCUCCAAAAAAGGAGGAGAUCUAUCUCCUCCUGAGUGACCCAGUUGGAGGGUCGAGGGUUAAGCCUCUUGUUUGGAGAGGGCCCUAUGUAGGCUUGGGUUGUUAAUUAUAGCAAGAGAACUAUCCCCAUCCUAUAAGUCCAACUUAAAUACAAUUGCAAAUGAGACCAUUCUCCACAAUGAUAAUCAAAGAAAAAAGGGGUCCAAAAGAUUGCUUAAUAACCAGGGUCAAACUAUGAAAAUAACUUGAGUGUCUGUUGAUGUAUGUUAGAGAAAAAACAAACUCAGGCACUGCCCUCUGUAUUGACCCUAUGGAACUCACGCAGCUUCCUCCUGGCUCUCUGCCCGGUGUUGUCAUUCUCCUGACUGUCGGGACUCCGCUCCCAUCCCAGAAGCCGCAAGAGCCGAGACUCCAGAGCCGACCGUCGCUCCUUCCCCUGCGGUGCAUCCACUUUGUAGCCCCGGCUGGUUAACUCCUGCCACGCCGCGUCGGCGCUGCUGUACGUCUGCACCCCGGAAUCCCGGUGGAUCCUCAUGUUGGUGUAGGGCGUCUGGAAGCGGAUUCCUUUCUCCCUUAACACUUUCUUGAUUCCGUUGUAUUCUUUGCGCUUUUUGACAAUCUCUGCCGCGUAGUCCUGGUCAAAGUAGAUCGGGCAGUCUUUCAGCAAUAUUUUGCCCCUUUUCCAUGCCUCCCAUAGUACCAGCUCCCUGGUUGUGAACUCCUGAAAGUUAAUAAUGAUGGGCCUUGGUGGGUCUUCAGGUCGGGGCCUCUGUGCUAGGGAGCGAUGUGCCUGCUGGAUCUUCAGGUCAAUGCUCUGAGGCAGCGGUAGGUCACGUUUAAGGAGAGUCGUAAUGAAUUGGGAAACCGAGCUUCCCUCUUCUCCCUCUGCCACCCCAAAUAUACAAAUAUUAUUUCUCCUUGACCUAGACUCCAGGGGCCUCAUUUAUAAAACAUUGCGUAGGAUCCAUACUAAAGUUUGCGUACGCCGAUAAUACGAAAAGGGCGUAUGCCCCUCGCCCCUGAUUUAUAAAACUUUGCGUAAGCACAGCUGCAUGCAAUUUCUUGAUAAAUCACACACCAGCUGGAAGAUUGCACAGGUGGAUCCACCUCACAUUCCGCCCACAACACACCCACAUUUUACCAUGAAUGGUCAAUGCAAAGUAACUCAUGAAUGUAUCUGUAUAUAAAUAAGCUGCUGAUCCACGGCAUUUCACGCAGCGCCGGCCGGCAGUCUUCACUGCUGUGUGUCAGGAUGAAUGAAUCAUGUGUUGACCCAGGCCACCCUGCCACUAAAUUUGUUAUGAUCAUGUCCGAUGUACAAAUAAUUUGCACACUGAUUGAAUGUGCAUUUUUUCGGUUCACAUAGAGAAAUUCAUUUUCACUCGGGAGUUGUGGUGUGAAGCGUGCCUGUACAGGGCUGAUUAAUGGUUGGACGCUCAUCCCAUUCGGCCGCUUAUGGAUAAAUAAACAAAAUUCUUUACUUUUUUUGCCUUUUUACUGUGAUAGUUGCAGUGAAGAGUGACAGGAAAUGGGGAGAAGAGUAGGGGGAAGACAUGCAUAAAAGUGCCACAGGCAGGAAUCGAACCCGAGCCACUGCGUCGGAGACCACCCCUGCAAAUGGAUGAGCCAUACAGGCGCCGGGUGAUCAGUAAACAGAAUUAUUUAAUAAAGAUCACCGCACCGGCCCCAGAUACCGGCCCUUCGGUCAAACGACCGAAUGAAAUAACGUUCAAUCCGCUCCUGUUAAUAUAUGAACAUAGUUCUGCAAAUACAGUCGUCAGCCGAAUGGCGCACUAUAGGAACAUCUACAACAAUGAGGGUUUAUGAUUAUCAGGCUCUACAAGUCUAAUAUGUGAUAACAAUAAAGGUUUGAGAUCAAUCUGGUUUCAAUUUGCCACUUCAUCCUCCGGCACUGCCGUUCCCUCGGUCUCCAAAAUGUGCUUAAGCAAGCAUCAAAGUUGGCGCACCGGUGCGCACAUUCUCACGCCAAGUUUUUUUUAGAAAUCACAACGAACACAGCGUACGCCACUUUCUACGCAAAGUUUGUGAUUUACGCCCUGUUUUGUGCGUAAAGAAGCAUCAAGAAUCAAGGUUGGUGCACCGGUGCGCACAUUCUCACGCCAAGUUUGUUUUUAUAAAUCACAACCUUUGCGUAGAAAUGGCGUACGCCACUUUCUAGCCCUGUUUUGUGCGUACGCAAGCUUUAUAAAUGAGGCCCCUGGUCCGUCACUUUCGCUUGGAGAAUUUCUUGUUGCUUGAUAGAGGCAGACAGGACCGCGUUUACCUCCGCCGCCCAGUCCUCCAGGCGCCUCACCCGCUUCACUGACACAGCCAGAGAUACUUAACAAUUCCCCUGCAAAGUUGUGAAGUUUUCCGUUGAGUUCUUGAGCCAUUGAAUUAAUUUCCUGUCGCAGGGAGUAAAAUCUGAUUUUAGUUCCUUAAUGGCUGUCAUUAUGUCGUUGGAGUUCAGCUUGGUCGCGGCUCCCGGGGCGUCCUCCACGGCCGCCUUAAUGCACGGGCUUACCUGGGCUGAAGCCCAGGGGCCUACCAAGUUCAGGGGCCUAUCAAUGAGCUGGAAAAGUCACACUGUUUUUGUUGCUUGUCAAGUUCUCUGUCAAUCAUUUUAUACUUCACAUUCGUGGCUGGCAAGACCCGCCCCACUCUCAUUGAUUACUGUUGUUGUUACGUCCACCUAACUUUCCCCCCUUGAGUGACAGCUGAAAAAUGACGGGAAAAAAGAAAUUUGAGAGCGGCGCUCACAAAAGAAAGGUGUUUCGGGACAAAGAAACCCAGAAAAAGCAAUUACUUAAGAGCAUCCCAAAGCUAACAGGAUUCUUUAAACUGUCCGAAACGGAUGGUGGUGGCUGUUCAGCGGCAUUGAGUUUACCGAAGGCAGCCGACGAGGCGGGGCUCGCGCAGGUAGAAGUAAGAGAGGAAAAGAGAAGAGGAGCGGUGGAUGAGGGAGGAGGAGACGAGGAGAAGGAUCAGGGAGGAGGAGACGAGUCCGGCAGUGGCCCUUACAGCAGCGACCCGGGCCUCUGGGGAAACAAAAUUGACCGGCAGGCGCGUGCUUACUGGGCGAAAAUGGGACCAGAGACGUGUCAAAAUAAAAAUGCCGACCUCCGUGCAUCAGAGCGCACAUACAAACACUAGAGAAGAUUUUUCUCAAAAACAUAUUUCCACCGCAAACUGAGUAACGGGGAAUAUGUAAGUAGAGAGUGGCUUUAUUAUUAACCAUCAGUAUAGCGUGUUUUGUUUUGGUUUCAAGAUUUUUGGCGAGAGCAACGAAAAGUCUGCAUUUGUUAGUGGGGGUUUCUCUGACUGGAAACAUGCAGGUGAUCGUAUAUCAGAACAUGAAACCUCUGACAUCCACAGAAAAGCCAUGAUUGCUUACAUCAAUCAAGCAGCUGAGGGUGGAACAGUGGACUCAGAACUUAGAAAACAGUUUGAUGAGGAGUGUGAUUAUUGGGCACAGGUUCUACAGAGGGUUGUUAUUGUUGUGAAGUAUUUAGCUGAGAGGGGACUAGCUUUCCGGGGAGACAGCCACAAGUUUGGAGACAUCAAGAAUGGAAAUUAUUUGGGCAGCAUGGAGCUGAUCAGCCAGUUUGAUCCCUUUUUAAAAGCUCACAUUGAAAAACAUGAAAACGCUGGCAAAGGAAAUCCAUCCCAUCUCUCUCUGAAUGUGUGUGAGGAAUUCAUACAGCUGAUGGGACAGAAGGGGCUGGAUGAAAUUACCAGCAGAGUAAAACUAGCAAAGUAUUUUGCUAUCAGUGUGGACUCCACACCUGACAUCACACAUGUGAUGUCAGGUGAUCUCCACAUGAGAUUUUCAAUCUUUCACCCAUAUUGGUUUUAAGUAAAGCAUGCACUGAUGUUAUACAAGUGCAUUUUGUGUUCAUGUAAGUUGAUCAAUAAAAGUAUGCUGGUGUUUUCUGGCUAAAGAAGGAAACCUCACAGUUGUUUGUCGUAAAAGAAACUGAUGCAUUUUUUUUUUAAUGUAGAGGAGUAGGGGGGCCUACAAAACCUCUCAGCCCCAGGGCCUACCAUUAGGUUAAGGCGGCUCUGAAAAUAGAGCACCUAGUCAUGCAGACUCCUUUUACAAACAUUUGUGAAAGAAUGGGUCGCUCUCAGGAACUCAGUGAAUUCCAGCACGGAACUGUGAUUGGAUGCCACCUCUGCAACAAAUCGAGUGGUGACAUUUCCUCGCUCCUAAAUAUUCCACAGUCAACUGUCAGCUGUAUUAUAAGAGAGUGGAAGUGUGUGGAAAUGACAGCAACUUAGCCACAAAGUUGUAGGCCACGUAAACUGACGGAGCGGGCGCAUAGUGCAAAGGGGUCGCCAACUUUUUGCAGAAUCAAUCACUACAGACCUUCAAACUUCAUGUGGCCUUCAGAUUAGAUCAAGAACAGUGCCCAGAGAGCUUCAUGGAAUAGGUUUCCAUGGCCGAGCAGCUGCAUCCAAGCCAUACAUCACCAAGUGCAAUGCAAAGUGUCGGAUGCAGUGGUGUAAAGCACGCUGCCACUGGACUCUAGAGCAGUGGAGACACGUUCUCUGGAGUGACCAAUCGUGCUUCUCCAUCCGGCAAUCUGAUGGACGAGUCUGGGUUUGGCGGUUGCCAGGAGAACCAUACUUGUCGAACUGCAUGGUGCCAAGUGUGAAGUUUGGUAGAGGGGGGGAUAUGGUGUGGGGUUGUUUUUCAGGAGCUGGGCUGGGCCCCUUAGUUCCAGUGAAAGGAACUCUGAAUGCUUCAGCAUACCAAGACAUUUUGGACAAUUCCAUGCUCCCAAUUUUGUGGGAACAGUUUGGAGCAGGCCCCUUCCUCUUCCAACAUGACUGUGCACCAGUGCACAAAGUCCAUAAAAACAUGGAUGACAGAUUCUGGUGUGGAUGAACUUGACUGGCCUUGCACACAUUCCUGACCUCAACCCCAUAGAACACCUUUGGGAUGAAUUAGAGCGGAGACUGAGAGCCAGGCCUUCUCGUCUAACAUCAGUGUGUGAACUCACAAAUGCACUUCUGGAAGAAUGGUCAAAAAUUCCCAUAAACACGCUCCUAAACCUUGUGUACAGCCUUCCCAGAAGAGUUGAAGCUGUUAUAGCUGCAAAGGGUGGACCAAAAUCAUAUUGAACCCUAUGGAUAAGGAAUGGGAUGUCACUUAUGCUCAUAUGAGAGUCAAGGCUGGUGAGCAAAUACUUUUGGCAAUAUAGUGUACAUGAGCACAGCUGGAAAUACUAUGAACUAACCUUUGUCAAGUAAGAUGCAGAUGUUGAGGUCUCAGAGAGCACUCAGGCCCACUUAAAGCCUUAAGGUAACAAAGGUUUUGAAGCAGACAAAUAAAGAUCUAAAGAAGAAACAUUAUAAGUUAACCACAUGAUUAUGCUUGCUGAAAUACAUAUAUAUAUUUAGAAUGUUGAUUUGAUUGAAGUGAUGAUUCAGAUGAUUUAGUAUGUUUAGACUAAGAAGGAUGAUUUAAAAGAGUGAUUCUGUGUAAAGUCAUCUCUGUUUAAGCUCUGUGUGUGUGCAGGCCUUAAGAAAGCAGAAGGGCAGAAAGCAGCAGUCACCAUGACACAGCAGUCACUGUGACACAGCAACCUCCUCAGAAAAAGGGAAGUUUGGGAAAACCCAGGAGGGCCUGCUGAAAUGUGUGUGUGUUAACAACAGAAUGUGGACACUGUGUAUUUGCUGUAAAACCAUGACUUCUGUAUUACUGAUGUAUGUGAUAACAAGUUGAUUGCAUGAGUUAGAUGGUGUCAGGGGCGUACCUAGCCAGAGAUGUGUGUAGGAGAGAGUAUAAAAACGGGAGCGCAGAGACAUUGAAUGGGAGACGUUCGCCGGAGCUGCCAGAAGAGCUGCAAAGGGGAGCUUGGCCGGAGUUCUGAAGAUUCUUCACCGCAUCUAUUGCCCUAGAGACAGGAAGACAACGCAGUACUUCGGCUCCAGAGAUUGCUGAGAACAUCGUUGGAAGCAAAGUCUUUCUCUGACUUUGUUCAACAAGUGAGGACCACACUCUGCCAAACGGAGAGUCCUAAGAGGUUCUGCAGUUAUCCAGAAGAGACCAACAGAGGGAAGAACAGGCAACAUCCAGAGAGGCAAAGGAGGCAACAGCACGGGGCUGUUCCCCUCCCCGGGGCUGGGAGACCCAGUGACCCACUACAGCCUGAACAGACGAGGGUUCUCCAUCACCACCAUCCAACAGAGAAGACAGCUGGGGCGUAAGCACUAACGUUCCAGCCGAUUCCAGAGAUAACUGUCAGACCACGAUUGGCUUACGGGACUCCUCCGCUCCCUCUGCUGAGGGAAGAAAUCCUUUUGUCCGCCAAGAAGACAUCGUACUGAGUCCUCUGGACAACUGAGGACUCCUCCCAGACGCAAGUCAAGAUUGGGUGAUACAGUAGUGGCCACGCUGUCCGCUCUCUCUCCUAAAUUUACUAAUUAGAGAAGAUUGACAGGUACGCUCAAUUUAGUUACUUUAGUAUAAUUUUUAAUCAGGAAUAAUUAAUUGUUUAAUCAUGAAUUGAAGCUGUGCCCCUGCUAAUUUUGCUUAAUAAAAUGCUAUAUUGCAUUUAAAGAGAAGCCUAAUGAAAUUUUUAUAAACCACUGAUUCUGCAUAGUGGUAAAAAGUUAAGUUGAUUGUGUGCAUUCAAUCUAAUGGUUCUUAAAGGUUACUUAGUCCAGUUUGAGAGUGUUUAAACAUUACCCCUGAGGUUAGUUUUUUCCAAACCUCUAAAACGAACCUAGGAAUAGCACCAAGUGCAUGCAGUCCUUAGAGUGGAGCUGCCAUUAACAAACGUGAUUGAUAAAUCAAUACUACUACUUAUAAGGACUGCUUAGUGGGGUAGUAUUUAUCAGAUAAGAGGAGUGAGACGUUUGGAUGAAAGGCAGUUAGAACCGAGGCAAGUAUCCCUCGACUCCAGCUUAAUUAUUCUGCUGAAUCCUGUUAGGUGGAAUACUAAUAGGCAGAUAGAAUCUAACCCUUUAAAUGGCGAGCUGGACCAGAUUUAACCUGAGGCAAGGGUUAAAGAAGGCUCGACUGGCGGACACCUUGUAUAUGUAUGAAUCUUUUGAGUGUCACCAUUCGCUAGCUUCCAAUACUAUAAUCUGUCAGAAGGUGCUGGUCCCAAACGCACCAAGUUGAAUGAGGGAGAUUUUUGAGAGUGGACAUACCUCAAAUGCCCUGAAAUGCUCCCUUAUACAAACCACCAAACUCUUUGACAUUGAAGCUACAGCUCCCCUCCUCAACAACCAUUUGAACAACUUCUGCAAAUUCUGGCAAGCCACCAGUACAUUCAUGAAAAACAAUCAUUCCACUUCUGUAAGUCUCUCCAUUACCAUAUGCACUCCUUGUGAGCUAUAUGUCAGCCCUCUGUCCAUCCUGAUGCAAAAUGUCAACAGUGAGACCACUGAGACAGUCAAAUCAGACUUUUGACCAGGGGUGUAGUCUGCGUGAUACGCAGGUAUACGCCGUAUACACACUAGAAAAGGUCCCAAAUUUCCAUAUAACCACUUAAAAAUGCGCAUAGAUACGAAUCAGUAUGUUUUUUUGAUAUAACCUUCAUUUUCCCGUUCAUAUACUCACCUUUUCUGUGUUAGACAGCGGUGAAGUUGUAUGGGGCGGGGAAAAGGUGUAUGGCUUAGAACAGGGGUCACUAAAGGGCAGAGCGGACCCAUACGCCGUUUAUACGAAUGUAAAUUUGACAGGUUGCUUAUAUUUUAUCAGCGCAGUUUUCCAGUGUUUAUCAUUGGUCUAUCAGCUCAGGAAACACACAGACCAAUUAUGGACGAGUUCAGCCAUCCCAUGUGAUGCUACUCAGCCAACAAAGUCUUUGCAUUGCAUCACCGCUUUGCCUUCAAAAAACAGUUGAGAGGUCAGAGGCAGAGACAAAGGACAGUCGUGACACGAAGUUUGGUUCUUUUCAGAGAGCUUUUGGUACAGAUUCCAAAGAACAGCCAGCUCUUUCGGCUCCCAAAUGGCUCCUAAUUUAGUAUUAUUUGUUGCCUCAUAUUUUAGCCUAACCAGGCAAGUAUGAAUUAUUUGUCCAUCCAUUCUCUAUAUAUCGCUUUAUCCUCACUAGGGUCGCGGGGGGUGCUGGAGCCUAUCCCAGCUGACUCGGGCAAAGGCAGGGGACACCCUGGAUAGGUCGCCAGUCUGUCGCAGGGCUUAAAUCAUUUGUGUAUUGACAAACUCUUUUGCAUUCAGUGUUUUUAUGAGAAGCCUUUGCCUCAUUUUGUGCAUUUGUUUUGUUACAAAAACAGGCAUUUUUACUUUUGUUUCAUAUUUCAAUCAAAUGUUUUUGCACAAAAACCAAAUGAACAACACUCUGCACAUAAACCCACAGAACCACAACAGAAACAGAGCCAGAUUCAAUAUUCAAACAGUAUAAAUGUCUUUAGUGUAGGUUGGCAUUCAGAAAAAUCAGAUGACUGAGCUUGGAUGGGCUGAUACCAUUUCUUCUUUCAGUGAAUAUCUGCCGCGUUUUUGAGGAGAUUCUCUCAGAUAGAACAAGUUGUCUCUUCUCCAUCACCUUCACCAGGUAGGGAAGACUCCAGCUUUGGCCUGCCACAGCUCAGUGGGUCGUCUGCUGGUUGGAUGAGGGGCUCCUCAACAUAUGAUCCUACAUUAUAGCGUGAGCUGAAGGAUUUCUCCCGAAUCAUCUCCUGUAGCUCUUCAAUCAAAGAGCCUCCACACAGCAGAAGUUUGAGGUUCCUCCUCCACUUGGUCCUCUAAUGGUGGAGGUGUGAGGCUGCUGGGGGACAUUUUGCUGCUGCUGCUCUUAUUCUCUGAAGUGUCUCAUCAACAACUCUGUCAUCACUGAAGGCAAGCUUCUUUAAUCGAGGAUCCAGUAACGUGGUUUCUGCGAGGACAGUGUUAAACACCAUACUCUACUAAAUGUUUUCUCAACUAUGAACAUAAUCAAAACUAAAUAUCGUUCCAGACUCACCAAUGAGCUCCUCUAAAUGUGUUUGAGAACGACCCUGACACCAUUCAAUUGUUUACAUUAAUGAGAUUUAAGUAUUGUUAAAGAUGUACAUAAGUUGGUUCGGGUUGUUCAGUCAUGUUUUUUUUUUCCAAGUUCUACACUUUAUUUUAAGAUGUACAGUUAUAUAAAAAGUUAUUUAUUAAAAUGCUGGUCGUAGUUUUUAGAGACUCGUGACAGUUCUGGUGUGAGUGUGAGGGAGAUAUUUGUGAUUUUUCCAUUAUUUAUAUGAAAAGAGGACUUUCUGUCACAGUUUGACAAUAGGAAACUAAGCACAGCUCACUCUUUGCUGUGUUGUUACCUUAUGAAUUUUUUUUGUUUUGUUUUGUUUUUUUCAGUAUGGUCACAUAUGAUGUCCCUGCAGUUCCUUACACAUCCAGAAAAGCUUAAACAUCAUUUGCCUUCAUAUUUAUCACAUUUCAAGUCAUUCUGACGAAGAAAUUUGUGUCAACAUGAAUUUCACCUAAAUGCAGCUUUCAUCAUUUUUCUGUGCUUAAAAUGCUGGUCCUGAGCUUAAAUACGCAGUUUGAACAAAUAUGUUGUCCCUGCAAUUCCUUACAUCAAAAGCACCUUAAACAUCAUUUGCCUUCAUAUUUAUCACAUCUCAAGUCAUUCUGAAGGAGAAAUGUGUGUGUCAACAUGAAUUUCACGUUAAUGCAGCCUUUAUGAUAUUUCUGUGCUACAAAUGCUGUUCCUGAGCUGAAAUUCACACUUUGCUCAAGUAUGCUGUCCAUGCAAUUCCUUCAAGCAAAGUCAACUCAAACAUCAUUUGCCUUCAUAUUUAUAACAUUUCAAGUCAUUCUGAAUAAGAAAUUUGAAUGUCAAAAUGAACUUCACGUUAAUGUCGCCUUCAUGAUUUCUCCGAGCUUAAAAUGCUGUUCCUGAUCUUAAAUUCACAUAUUGCUCAAAUAUGCUGUCCAUCCAAUUCCUUCAAAUAAAGACAACUCAAAACUAA